UGAUUCAAUGCAUGUGGAUUUAAUGACUAUAAUCCAUAAAUGGUCUCAAUUCUCAUCCAAUAAUAGACAAUUUAUGGAAAUUAAAUAGCCAUUAUUUAAUUAUGAUUUGAAUUGGAUGUCCCAAUCACUAAUUAUUUGGAAUCUACAAGGAAAUUAAGGAAUUUUAGCAAUUGGUAAACAACCUAUUUUCUUUCACGAAAAAUUGGCUAUUAUUUGAAUUUUGUCACCUAGAUAGGUAUCACCUAAAUUUGAUAUGGUAAUUAAUAUUUUACAAAUUUCUCACUUUUUAAUAUAAUGAUAAAUUCGAUGAUUUAACUCGUAUAAUAUGGAAUAAAACUUUAAAUGGAAUUAACUAACCACCGGCAAUUUUCGUGCCACGCAUCCUCACGCGCGUGGCUCACUGUUCCCCUAAUCUUUCAAAUUAUUGAAAAAUAAAUCUGUGAAUAUUAAUUAAUUUAAAAAGGUAGCCGGGGCUGUAAUGUAUUUGUGUUUGCUUGGACGGAAGCAAUAUAACGUUCAACUCUCUCUCACAAAUACAAAUAGAGAGAUACAAACAAAGACAAAUCCUCUCUCUCUCAAACAAACACACACACACACACACACACACACUGCUCACACACCAUAACUCCGAAUCCUCCAAAUUCAUCUGCAGAAUCCAGUAAAAUAUUGUGUACAUCAAUCUGUAUUCCUGCGAUUUCUGUAGAUUUCAUAUAUAUAAAUAUAUAUAUAUAUAUUAUAUAUAUAUAUAAAGGCAUCGUCUCACAUACGCACUGUCUCUCUGAUUGGUUGGAUUGCUCAACUUGCCCUAGAUCUCACAAAUAUAAUAUACAGGCGUGUAUAUAUACAUAAUUAAACAUCCUACUGCUACACGAUUUCCGAUCUGGUUUUCCAGCUCUCAACUCUUCAAUUAAUCAGGUUCAGAUUCUUACUGGAUCCAGUGUUUCAAGGUCUGCUUUAGGCAGACAAGAUAGGGUUACUUUGGCUGGCUUUGCAUUUUGAGGCCACCUGUGGAAGAAGAUAAAAUUAUAUUUGUGGGAGUUGACGUGUGAUGCGUAUUUUCUAGAUGAAGUCAGCUCAGGCAUGGCGUUUAGGCAUGAAGGACAUGCAAAUAUUGCCGGCGCCUCGCCAGCGUGGUCAACUGAAGAAGCCAACAUGGAUUAUCGUUUUGGUUUCUUUAGUUAGCUUGUUCUUGGUUUGUGCUUAUGUCUAUCCACCUCAGAAUUCUUCAGCAUGUUAUGUAUUCUCAUCUCAAGGUUGUAAAGCAUUACAAAGUUGGCUCCCACCUACGCCUGCUAGAGAACUUACCGAUGAUGAAAUUGCUUCUCGGGUUGUAAUUAGAGAUAUUUUGGAUUCGCCUCCAAGGAUUUCAACGAAGGCAAAAAUUGCAUUCAUGUUUCUGACACCUGGUGCAUUGCCAUUUGAGAAGCUAUGGGAUAAGUUUUUCCAGGGCCAUGAAGGUAGAUUCUCCGUGUAUGUUCAUGCAUCCAAGGAUAAACCUCUUCAUUUUAGCCGUUAUUUUAUCAAUCGAGAAAUUCGUAGCAGCAAGGUAGUAUGGGGAAAAAUCUCAAUGGUUGAUGCAGAAAGGCGGCUUCUAGGAAACGCACUUAAAGAUCCAGACAACCAACAUUUUAUACUACUUUCGGACAGCUGCGUACCACUUCAUGAUUUUGAUUAUGUGUACAAUUAUCUCAUGUACACAAAUAUUAGCUUUGUAGAUUGCUUCGAGGAUCCUGGUCCACAUGGAAGUGGCAGAUACAUUGAGUAUAUGUUACCUGAAGUCGAGAAGAAAGACUUUCGGAAGGGAGCCCAGUGGUUUACAAUGAAGCGGCAACAUGCUCUUAUAGUCAUGGCUGACAGUCUCUACUACACAAAAUUUAGGGAUUAUUGCAAGCCAGGCAUGGAAAAGGGACGCAACUGCUACUCUGACGAACACUAUCUGCCUACUUAUUUCUAUAUGCUUGACCCAGCUGGAAUUUCCAACUGGUCAGUAACACAUGUUGAUUGGUCUGAAGGGAAGUGGCAUCCAAAAGCUUACAGAGCAGAGGAUGUAACAUCUGAGCUGAUGAGAAAUCUUACUUCUAUUUCAGAGAGCGUGCACGUUACAAGUGAUGAAAAGAAAGAAGUCCAGAUUAAAUCAUGCUUGUGGAACGGGAGUGAACGGCCGUGUUAUUUGUUUGCAAGGAAAUUCUUACCCGAGACUCUUGAUAAUCUAAUGCUACUUUUCCCCAAUUAUACAAAUUAUACAUCCAUUUGAUCUGUCGGGGGUGAUCAAUUUACUUCAGUAUUAAUUGAUUUGGUCGAUUCAAGUGUUGGAUUCUCCACUUCUGGUACAGAUUUCUGCUUUUGUAAAAGCACCCCCAAGAUUGCUUCUUUUUUUUCGUUGCAACCGUAACUGGCGGAACGCGAAGGUAAACUUCGAACCAAUUUGAAGGUGAAGAAACAUAGCCAGUGUUUGCUUCCUUGGGGAACAAUGAUUUGUUGUUUAAUUUUUCCCUCCAUUUGGGCUAUAUUUUAUGUUACAUUCUGAUAUUCGGAACCUAGGCAGCAGUGUUUAUAAAUUGACUUUUGUAGAAGUUGGAUUAUAAAUUUGCAAAUAUCGCCUUGGCGGUUAUAGUUUUCCUUUUUUCUUGGUUGAUUAAUUGUUUAAUUAAGUUUUGUUUGCCCAAAUUGAAGAGAAGUAUUCGCAGGAUGAAGAAACUACGAUCGAGAUUGUACUGAAAUGUCUCGCACAUUUUGUAGCAACUAAUUAGUCUUCACUGUUUGUUUAUAUUCGUUGAUAUUUGUUUCUGUGCCGAUUUUGUUGCACAAGUAUGUCGGGCUUAUUUCCCACCGGUGACUCUAUUUUUUCUUGUGAUUUAUGUUAUAAUCUUCUUUGUG
Molecule: messenger RNA, 2877 nt
Organism: Erythranthe guttata (spotted monkey flower)
Lineage: Eukaryota; Viridiplantae; Streptophyta; Magnoliopsida; Lamiales; Phrymaceae
Product: glycosyltransferase BC10
Cellular component (GO): membrane
Molecular function (GO): glycosyltransferase activity
Source: RefSeq, a predicted model, not a curated record